This is a messenger RNA of Striga hermonthica, 1176 nucleotides long. NCBI's taxonomy places the organism in Eukaryota, Viridiplantae, Streptophyta, Magnoliopsida, Lamiales, Orobanchaceae. The record is from the annotation of a GenBank genome assembly.
AUGCCGGGACUGAGAGCGCCGUCCGAUUAUUCCCUCGAACCUCCUCGCCACCCUCUUCUCCUCGUUAAUUCCAAGGAACCCUACAAUGCGGAGCCUCAUCGCUCGGCCUUGGCCGCUUCUUAUGUCACACCCGUCGAGUUCUUCUACAAGAGGAACCAUGGACCGAUUCCCAUCGUCGACCACAUCGACAAAUACUGCGUUUCAAUCACCGGUUUGAUCGACAAUCCCAAGGAGCUGUACAUGAAAGAUAUCAUUCUCUUCUUUGAAAAAUGGUCCUUUGUACAUACUUUCUUUGGCUUGCAGUGUGCUGGCAAUAGAAGGACUUCCAUGAGCAAGAAUAGGAAGGUGAAAGGAGUUGGAUGGGAUGUUGCAGCCAUAGGAAAUGCUAUUUGGGGUGGUGUCAAAUUAGCAGAUGUACUUGAACUGAUUGGCAUUCCCAAGUUGUCGCGUGUAUCGCAACUUGGAGGAAAACAUGUCGAAUUCAUAAGCAUCGACAAGUGCAAGGAAGAGAAUGGGGGCCCAUAUAAAGCAUCGAUCCCGUUAAGUAUGGCUACAAACCCCGAAGCCGAUGUUUUACUAGCCUACGAGAUGAAUGGUGAGCCUCUUAACAGGGAUCAUGGAUACCCGUUACGUGUUAUAGUCCCUGGCGUUAUUGGUGCUCGUUCUGUGAAAUGGCUCGACUCCAUUAACAUUACUGCCGAAGAAUGUCAGGGGUUCUUUAUGCAAAAGGAUUACAAAAUGUUUCCGCCUUCAGUCAACUGGGAUAAUAUCGACUGGUCCACAAGACGACCGCAGAUGGAUUUUCCUGUUCAGAGUGCGAUAUGUUCUCUGGACGACACUAACACUUUAAAUCCUGGAAAAAUAACAAUCAAGGGCUACUCGGUAUCAGGAGGUGGGCGGGGAAUAGAAAGAGUAGAUUUAUCGAUUGAUGGAGGCAAAACUUGGGUAGAAGCUUUUAAACAUCAGAAACCUGGGGAUCUAUACAUUUCUGAUGGUGAAAGCAGUGAUAAAUGGGCUUGGGUUUUAUUUGAGGCUGAGGCCAACAUACCCGAAAGGACUGAGAUAAUGGUUAAAGCCGUGGAUAUAGCUGGAAAUGUGCAGCCUGAAAAUGUGGAAGUCAUUUGGAACUUGAGAGGGAUAUUGAAUAACUCAUGGCAUAGAGUGUUAAAUAAUUGA